Molecule: messenger RNA, 1479 nt
Organism: Lodderomyces orthopsilosis Co 90-125
Lineage: Eukaryota; Fungi; Ascomycota; Pichiomycetes; Serinales; Debaryomycetaceae
Gene: SHM1
Product: glycine hydroxymethyltransferase
Exons: 1
Coding region: 1-1479 (492 amino acids)
Biological process (GO): folic acid metabolic process; L-serine catabolic process; tetrahydrofolate interconversion
Cellular component (GO): cytoplasm
Molecular function (GO): glycine hydroxymethyltransferase activity; pyridoxal phosphate binding; cobalt ion binding
Source: RefSeq, a predicted model, not a curated record
AUGAUUUCUGCAUCCAUACGUACAUUGAGAACGCUGAGAUUGGCUAUUCAAUCAGUAACAAAGAGAAGCUAUGCUGUCUCAUCAAAAGCGCAAGCUUUGUUAUCAAAACCAGUCCAAGAAGUUGAUCCUGAAAUGGCCGACAUUUUGAACCAAGAGAAGGUCAGACAGAAGAACUCAAUCACCUUAAUCCCUUCAGAAAAUUUCACUUCAAAAGCAGUGAUGGACUUGUUGGGAUCUGAAAUGCAAAAUAAAUACUCAGAAGGUUAUCCAGGAGAAAGAUAUUACGGAGGUAACGAAAUCAUUGACAAGGCUGAAUCAUUGUGCCAAAAGAGAGCAUUAGAAGCGUUCAAUUUAAACCCGGAGGAAUGGGGAGUCAACGUACAACCCUUGUCCGGUGCUCCAGCUAACUUAUAUGCUUAUUCGGCCAUCUUGGAUGUUGGUGACAGAAUUAUGGGAUUGGACUUGCCCCAUGGAGGUCACUUGUCGCAUGGUUACCAAACCAACACUACAAAGAUUUCGUUUGUAUCGAAAUACUUUCAAACCAUGCCAUACAGAUUGAAUGAAGAAACCGGUGUCAUCGAUUACGAUACAUUGGAGAAGAAUGCUGAGCUUUUCAGACCAAAAGUCAUCGUUGCCGGAGCUUCUGCGUAUUCGAGAGUUAUUGACUACAAGAGAAUGAAGCAAAUUGCCGACAAAGUUGGUGCUUAUUUGUUGUCCGACAUGGCCCACAUUUCAGGUCUUGUUUCUGCUGGGGUCACUGAUUCACCAUUCCCAUACUCAGAUAUCGUCACCACUACCACCCACAAAUCCUUGAGAGGACCAAGGGGAUCAAUGAUCUUUUUCAGAAAAGGUAUCAGAAAAGUAACCAAGAAGGGAAAAGAAAUUCCAUACGAUUUGGAGAGAAAGAUUAACUUUUCUGUUUUCCCAGGACAUCAAGGUGGUCCACAUAAUCAUACCAUUUCUGCUUUAGCUGUCGCCUUGAAGCAAUGUACCGAGCCAGAGUACAAACAAUACCAACAGGAAGUUGUCGAUAAUGCAAAACAUUUUGCUGAUGCGUUGGAAUCAAAGGGAUUCCAAUUAGUCUCAGGUGGUACAGAUACCCAUUUGAUCUUGCUUAAUUUGAACUCAAAGAAUAUUGAUGGCGCUAGACUUGAAGCAGUGUUAGAAAGAGCCAAUAUAGCAGCAAACAAAAACACCAUUCCUGGUGACAAGAGUGCUCUUUUCCCAUCAGGAUUAAGAGUUGGUACACCAGCAAUGACCACCAGAGGAUUUGGAUUUGAUGAAUUUUCAAAAGUUGCUGAUUUCAUUGAACAAGCUGUGACUAUCGCUGUUGAUUUAAAAAGCAAGGAGCAAGGAAAGGUGCCAAAAGAAUUGUUGGCAAGUUUUAAAUCCUUAGCAGAUGAAAGUAAGGAGGUUAAGGAGUUGGGUGAUGAAGUUGCGAAAUGGGCUAGUCAAUAUCCAGUCCCAGGAGAUUUGUAG